Molecule: messenger RNA, 3575 nt
Organism: Arachis ipaensis
Lineage: Eukaryota; Viridiplantae; Streptophyta; Magnoliopsida; Fabales; Fabaceae
Source: RefSeq, a predicted model, not a curated record
CAUGAACUUCAUUUCUAGAGACAUCACAUAUCCACCAUUUGAGUCUCCAACAAUUAUUCCAAUAAUAACAUAUCCGAUUUGACCUAUGGAUGAAUACACAAACAUACAUUUCAUGCUUGUUUGGGUAAUAGCAAUGAGAUUCCCCAAUAUCAUGCUAAGAAUAGCUAGGAUUUCCAAAAGAAGAUGCCAUUCGUUUGAUGAGAAAUAAAAAGGAAUAUCGAAAAUUCGAGUGGCUGAAGCUGAAGCAGCUACUUUUGGAGUAACAGAAAGAAAAGCAACGACUGGAGUGGGAGAGUCAGAGUCGAAAAGAGGAUUCCUCACUUCUUUCUCUCAUUCAAAACCGUGCAUGAGACUUUCAUCUCGCACGGCUCCUAAGUGAUAAAAGAAAGAACUCAUCUUCUUUCUUUUUUGAUUACCUUCCUCGCGUAUGUAUAAGACCAAAUCCAUUCGAUUUAGAAUUUUCAAAAUGAUUACUAUACUAAUCCUUAACUUUUCGAGGAAUCCUUCAUCAGUGGUUGCCAAACACAGAAUACACUAAUCAAGAUUAUUUUUGUAUCCAUUUGAUGCGAUGGAGUUGUCAAGUUGAGAGCAAUGGAUGUGCAUUGUCAUUUUAGCAAUUGGCAGUUAGAUUAUAGUUCUGUUCAGUCCCUUGUUUCCUUUAACAGAGAUCUUCUGUCAGUCGCAUGAUCUAGAUUAUACUGAAAGGCGAUGGUGGUCCAUAUCAGCAGAUUUUCCUUUUUAGUUCUGUCCAUGUUGUUGGCAGAUGCAUGAUUUAGCAUCAAUUAGGAAAUUUAAAGACAUAAAUUCGAGAUAUUGUUCCUCACAAGCUAGCCUUCACAGCAUCUUUUUUGUUUCUGCUGAAUGAAAUUGUGUAUUCUGGGCAUGGGAAUGCUGUUUUCUGCUCGUCUUUAGAAGGCAUUUCAUUGCACAAGUUCGUGAUACUCGGCCCCGCUCAAGCUAUAAAGUCCCCUAACCGCAUGAUUGUAUGGUUUAAACAUCAAAUUAAUAUAGAAGAUAAACAUUAUUGAAGGAGCAUCAAACAUUAUUGUGGUUUUUGUCUUUAUAAAUGGCUGAUACCUUGAAUGAGCAACAGUUUAUCAACAUGGCUGAUACCUUGAAUGAGCAACAGUUUAUGAACAGUUGAACCAGACCAAGAGUGGUCAAGAGACAUGGCUAGUUCCGGAAAAGAUGAGGAACCAAUGCUGUCAGACACUCAUCUAAAGCAAUCAAAUGAACCUGUUAAUUCUAAAUUCCGAAAUCCUGCACCUAGGACACGUAGCAUAUCAAUUUCUAUUCCCAUGUUCUCGAUGGAACCACGCGAAAGAGUAAGUGAUAUUAGGGGACACACAGGUCCCCUACGGAGUCAGAGAAAAAUCCCACUUGAUCAGAUGAGUGGUCCAUUGUAUGUUUCCAAUAAAUCUGGAGCUCUCUUUCGGGCAGGGAAGCAACCAGCAGAAACUAAGACAGAAAACUUUCCUUCGUUCCGUGGUGGCAUGGCUGAAAGUGAUUUGCAAAACAACUAUAAUGGUAAAAAUGAACAUUUAGCAAGGUCUGGUCAACUGGGAAUGUGCAAUGAUCCAUAUUGCACGACUUGCCCGACUUACUUCAAGGCUACUCAACAAAGGAAUUCAAAAGCUUCGGCUAUAUUCAGUCCGAAGUUUCACAAUUCCCUUUACGGGGAUGCCAAGUGUUGGGCAAGAAGACUUUCUGCUUUCUUGAUUCCUUAUGUACCUCGGGUUAUGAAUCCUCAUACAAAACUUGUUCAACAAUGGAAUCAGUUUUUUGCAAUUUGUUGCUUGUUGGCAAUUUUUGUGGAUCCAUUAUUUUUCUUUUUGCUCUCUGUGCAGAAGGAACAUAAAUGUAUUGUUAUGAACACACCAAUGACAACUUUGCUUGUUUUUCUUAGAAGCAUGAACGAUUUUGUAUACCUCAUAAACAUUAUUCUUCAGUUUAGGUUGGCUUAUGUGGCUCCUGAGUCUAGGGUGGUUGGUGCUGGGGAGUUAGUUGACCAUCCUAAGAAAAUUGCUCUUCAUUACCUUCAAACAUAUUUUUUUCUUGACUUACUAGUUGUAAUUCCACUUCCUCAGAUAAUCAUAUUGUUUGUAAUACCACAAAACUUGGGAUCAUCAGGAGCAAACUAUGCAAAGAAUCUUUUGCGAGCUGUUAUCCUUGUUCAGUAUAUUCCCAGAUUGUGUAGGUUUCUACCAAUGCUGAUUUCUCCAACCGGAUUCGUAUUUGAGUCAGCAUGGGCAAAUUUCUUUAUAAAUCUUCUUACCUUUAUGCUCUCUGGUCAUGUUGUUGGGUCAUGGUGGUACCUCUUUGCUUUGCAGAGGGUUAAUCAAUGUUUACGAGAUGCAUGCAAGAAAUCUGAUAUUCUUGAAUGCAACAGAUUCAUUGACUGUGGUCAUGAACAUGCUGAAAAAUAUCGAAAUAAAAUGAAUUGGAAGUAUUGGAUGAAUGACACUAAUUCAUCAGCUUGUUUUACUGAAGAUGGUUUUCCUUACGGGAUUUAUCUUAAAGGUGUCAACCUUACUGCAGAACAUAAUGUGAUCACUAGAUAUGUAUAUUCAUCGUUUUGGGGAUUCCAGCAAAUUAGUACUCUGGCUGGCAAUUUGACCCCAAGCUACUUUGUUUGGGAAGUCCUUUUCACCAUGGCCAUCAUAGGAUUGGGACUCUUGCUUUUUGCUCUUCUCAUUGGAAACAUACAAAACUUUCUUCAGGCUCUCGGACGCAGGAGGCUAGAAAUGUCACUUAGGCGACGUGAUGUGGAGCAGUGGAUGAGUCAUCGACGCUUAGCAGAAGACUUGAAAAGGAGAGUGCGACAAGCUGAACGUUACAACUGGGCUGCAACAAGAGGAGUGAAUGAAGAAGUGCUUCUGGAAAAUUUGCCUGAAGACCUUCAGCGGGACAUUAGACGUCAUCUCUUUAAAUUUGUUAAGAAAGUUAGAAUUUUUGCCUUGAUGGACGAGCCUAUCUUGGAUGCCAUCUGCGAAAGACUAAGACAAAAAACGUACAUCAAAGGAAGCAUAGUUUUGUACAAUGGUGGUUUGGUAGAGAAGAUAGUUUUUAUCGUGCGUGGGAAAUUGGGGAGCAUAGGCGAAGAUGGAAAUGUAUCUUUAUCUGAAGGCGAUGCUUGCGGCGAAGAACUUUUGACUUGGUGUCUUGAGCAUACUUCAGCAAACAGAGAUGGCAAAAAAGUAAAAAUCCCAAGACACAGGUUAGUUAGCAAUAGAACAGUUACUUGCUUAACAAAUGUGGAGGCUUUUUCUCUCAGUGCGGCAGACCUUGAAGAAGUUACAAGCCUUUAUGCACGAUUCCUGAGGAGUCCGCGUGUUCAUGGAGCCAUUAGGUAUGAAUCACCGUAUUGGAGAUGCUUUGCAGCAACGCGCAUUCAGGUUGCAUGGAGGUACAGGAAGAAACGUCUUAGUAGAGCUGACACUUCACAAUCACAUGAAACAUUAUAUACAUAACUUUUAACAAAAAUGCUUCAUUAUUCUUAAAAAUAAGUAACUAAACUAAUCAUUAUGUAUUUGUAUAUAUUUAUAUAUAUUAAUUCAUAUAUUUUUUCAGCUAAA